UGACUUCAUCAUGCUGCAGGUCGGGAUCUCGUUAGCACGCACCCUUUGUCUGGAUGGAACUUGGCAAUCUCUUGUUAACUCGUUCUCGACGAAUGCAUCUUAUAUAAUUUCUACGGUGUUGUGGGUUUACUGGGGUGUUUGUAUCAGCGAUAUGGUACCAUUCUAUCUUGGUAAGCUUUUUAGACAAACAAGAGCAUCUGAAGACAUAUACAGCAAACUUGGAAUUAGCAAGGAUAAAGCCCUGACUGUAUCUCGUGCUAUACAAAAGUACGGGAACCUGAUUGGCUUUGUUGAACGGUUUUCAAUCGGCGUAAGGAAUCCGACAGGAUUUCUGGCAGGCGCAGUAGGCGUAUCAGCAGACUGUUAUUUCGCUGGAGUUUGUUGCGGCUGUCUGUUUACUCUUCCUAUCCAGUUAGCGAUUGGAUUUCUUCUCAGAGAACGCCCCGUUGUGGCGCUCGCGAGCGGCAUCUGGACUGUGUUCCCUUACGCGGCAGCGGCGUGCACGGCUUUGUUCCUCUACCUCCGGCGACGCAGGCCCAGCAGCUGACUGCGGUGAUCCCUUCUGCAAAAGUUCAUGGUGCAUGCCACCCUCAGUCCAGGAGUAUUCCCCAGUGGGACUCCAAAAUACAUGCUUGUAAAUUUUUGGAAGCUUUCAAAUCGAUUAUGUUGAUCGAUUCUAAUAUUAUUCCACAGCGUAGGAAUUACUGUAAACAGAAUCUAAAAAUAUAGUAAUGUAGAUGCCUGUCAUUCUUGUGUUUUUAACAGGAUAAAAGUGCCAAAGUGGUUGGAACUA
Messenger RNA from Triticum dicoccoides, 793 nucleotides. RefSeq lists its product as uncharacterized. The transcript has 7 exons. The coding region runs from base 11 to 547 and encodes 178 amino acids. The record is from RefSeq and is a predicted model, not a curated record. NCBI's taxonomy places the organism in Eukaryota, Viridiplantae, Streptophyta, Magnoliopsida, Poales, Poaceae.